CUCAAGUUGAAUGUUUUGAUUCAUUUAAAUCAGUUUUCAAUUUGUAGAUUUAGAUCUCAAUAAUUUGGAUGUUUCUUAAUUAUUUAUAUUAAUGUUAACAAGUGAUAAGACAAUUAUCUGUUGAAAUGUCUAAAGUAUCCAAAUAUGCAAAUUUACCGUACAUAGCCUGGGAUGAGCCUGAGGUUUAUGAAACACCUGAUUUACCUGAAGCUGACCAGGAGUUUAUCAAACGUAAUGUUGAUAUAGCCGAAGCUAUUGGAGGAGAUGAUACAAAUGAAUCUAUUCAAAUCAUCAACAUUGAUGCCAAGGCAUCGUUUGAGAAAUUCAGUUCUUCAGAGUGUGGAAAUUUAAUCAGUGAACCAACCACUGAAACUCCCUUACAACAAUAUCAAAGAUUAGAUGCUGAGGUUUCUGUAUUGGCUGACACAUUGGAUUAUAUUCAAAAGAGUCGAGAAGGCACAAGCCAAGAUUUUGGUGAUAUUUUGGCUGACAUAACUAAACUAGAGGCUAAGCUGAGAUCAUGUAAACUUACAAUUGAUGGAAUACCUUUAGAACUACAGUUGCAGCCAAGUGGUAUCAAAGCCAAUGAUAGUCAGGAAAAAGUGACAAAGAAAACUGAAGUGAAUUCUUUAACAAAGCUUUCUUCUCUUGAAAGUCGAAUUAAGAGACUGGAAAAUUUAUUAGAUCAUGAUGAUGAUCAGUUAACUUGUAUUUAUUACUAUACAAAUGAAAAAAGCUUGGGAUCGGCUGUUAGAUCAAUUAGCAGCAAAGUUUCACUAUUAGAUGGUAAUACAUUGGAUCAACUUGACCACAGAGUCUCUGCUCUAAUACAAAAAAUCAAUCAGCUGGCCGAUAAGAAAAGUUUCUUUGAAGAAUCUCAGAGUAAAAGUCGCAUAAAUGAGUUAUAUGAGAUGGUUUCCAAAGGUGAAAAAAGUACAUCAAUAUUGUAUGAAUUGGCUGCGAGAUUGAACAUCUUAGCUGAGAUUGAAGAGAAAGCUUUAAAUUUUACUUCAGCAUUGACCAUGAUGGAAAGGGCAACAGAAAGUAAUGAAAAAAAUCUACAGCAACUGAAAACCGAACUAUCUGCUUUGCAAUCUUCAUUCAAAAAUUUGGAACAGGACUUUGAAAAACGUAUGGCCAUGACUGAUAAAAGAAUUAAUGCUCUUAAAUAAACUAAGUUUGAUAAAAUUCAAAACAAUUAAAGUCAUAUUAAAUUUCUUUUAAUUACUUCAA
This is a messenger RNA of Tetranychus urticae (two-spotted spider mite), 1233 nucleotides long. RefSeq names its product dynactin subunit 2 (gene DCTN2-p50). The record is from RefSeq and is a predicted model, not a curated record. Gene Ontology annotation, cellular component: dynactin complex. NCBI's taxonomy places the organism in Eukaryota, Metazoa, Arthropoda, Arachnida, Trombidiformes, Tetranychidae. Gene Ontology annotation, biological process: microtubule-based process.